Desarmillaria tabescens is the source of this 989-nucleotide messenger RNA. RefSeq lists its product as uncharacterized. The coding region runs from base 285 to 794 and encodes 169 amino acids. NCBI's taxonomy places the organism in Eukaryota, Fungi, Basidiomycota, Agaricomycetes, Agaricales, Physalacriaceae. The transcript has a single exon. The record is from RefSeq and is a predicted model, not a curated record.
UCACUCUCACGAGAGCGGAAUACGCCCUGCAGAGCUCAGACCAGCUAGAAGGCUAACCGAGGUGGCCCCGAUCCCUCGAAUGGAGGGUGCUUUGUUGUGGAAACAGGCGGCAGAGUCAGAUUUGGAUCUGGGGAGCACAGGCGAGCCCCCCAACGUACGUUCUCCUUCUAUCCUGGUAUCCUGACAUUUGCGAGAAUGGAUGUAUGCCCUCCUGACAUCGGUGCUCAAUACCCUCUCCUCACGCCUCCUCCCUCAAGGCCUCACCGACGGUCACGUCACCACUAAUGGUUGUAAUCUCCCUUCGCCGUCUUCCAGUGCACGCACAAAACUUGAGGGGUUCCAUGGCUAAGUCCCACUGUUCCACGCCGUGUUGCUUUCUGGUUACCUUGCUUAUAUUUACUUGCUACUACAGUUACAAAUACAGCUUGUAUAGUAGUAGAAUUGAAUUUUUAGACGCGUUUUCAAGGGUGUACGCUUGGCAGGCGUAUCAGCACGUAUUGCCAGUAGCGAAGGGCGAGCAUGAUUCUACGAUACUUGAUGGGCCAUAUGCCGGACUCAGAAAACAACAUGGCGACGGAACGCUGAGUGAUGCCCAGCAAUCGCCGAAUGAAACGCUUCUGAACACGCUCCAUUUGGGCCAGCAACAUGUAGAAUUAAUAUCGAUAGAUACGUCGCACGCAGACAUCAAAUGCGGCAACAGUAGCCAUGUAGACAUCAAUACCGCCUUUCAGAGGGAACGUGCCCACGAAGUUCUCUGCUCCAAACAGGGCAUUAACAACUUUCCGUGCCUUUGAAGCUUUAAUGUAGUAGUGCUCUUUAAAAAUCGACUGAAGAGUCCGACCGCCAACGAGGAGAACAGGUAAAUGUGGUAAAGUGGGUUCGCCUUUCAUGACGACGGCAUGCAGCAUGCCUUAAUCACGGUGGACUACCGGGAAUGAGACCGAGAUGAAAAUGCAUGCUGACAGGUGGAUGCUGUUUAGUGAAAUGAG